CGGGCCGCGCUUUACUCCAUUCAGUCUUCAGUCGCAUUUGGAACGCGCGGCGGUGCACACGCCGUCCUCGUCAUCGCCACAGCUCGAAACAACACGUCCCCCUCGUCGGUCAUGCGUCGCUCAGCGUAGUGUUGCAAGAAGUGCCGUAGAGCGGCGAAAAUGAUGCUGUACGUGCGGUCACGCAGCAGAAAGAUCACCCUGGCGAUGAUCACGGCCGUGGUGAUCGUAUAUCUCGUGAAUAUCGCCUCCGUGAGCAACGAAGUCUGGAAGAACCCGCUCUGGUUCGCCAGACCAAAUCCGCCACAGCAGCAGCAACAGAAUAGGCGUCACGACAAUCGCUUCUUCGUUGGUCACAAUGGCAAGAAGAACAUCAGCGUUGAGAAAAUCGAGGGGGCGAGCAAACUCAACCACAACCUUCCACCCGAGUACAGGGUUGUCCACCUCGACCUCAAGGGUGCACCUCCCAAGUUGAGUUUCUUGCGAGUUCUGUUUCCCCUGAUUGCGUCGGCCGGCGCCAACGCUGUCCUGAUCGAGUACGAGGAUAUGUUCCCCUUCGUAAACAACCUGCGCAACGUGAGCGCCCGCAACGCUUACACCAAGUCUGACGUUCAGGAAAUCAACCGGAUGGCGGCCAAGAGCCAGCUCGAGGUGAUUCCGCUCGUGCAGACCUUUGGACACCUCGAGUUCGUCCUCAAGCUGGAGGAAUUUGCGCAUUUCCGAGAGUCCAUAGACUUUCCUCAGGAAGUCUGUCCGAAUCACCCUGAAGUCAUGACCCUCAUAAAAGACUUGGUGCUGCAGGUUCGUGCCUUGCACCCUGAAUCUCGUUACCUGCACAUUGGCUGUGACGAGGUGUUCCACUUGGCAAUGUGCGCCCGGUGCUCGGCGGAGUUGCGGGCGUCCCAAAUGCACCAAAAAGAACACAACGUGUUCGCCACCGACCCGAGAUUCAAUAUUUUCGCGGCACACGUCGCCAGGGUCGCUAGACUGGUUCGAGACGAGCUGGGCAUGAUCCCCAUUAUUUGGGACGAUAUGCUUAGACAACAAGGUCCGAGACUAAUCGGCUCCGAACUGACUAACUUAGUGGAGCCCAUGGUUUGGGUUUACACAGACGACAUCACGAGACUGGUACCACACUAUGUGUGGCACUCUUAUGCUUCCAUGUUCCCUAAUAUUUGGGUCGCUAGUGCUUUUAAGGGCGCCUCAGGCGAGCAAGCGCUGGUGCCCGACGUGGAGCGGCGGAUGGCCAACACGGCCGCCUGGCUGCGUAUCCUGAGCGGUGAGGAGGUGACCGGUCGCAAGGUGCGCCAUUUUCGCGGCCUCGUGCUGACUGGCUGGUCGCGCUACGACCACUUCGCCGUGCUGUGCGAGUUGCUGCCAUCGGCGGUGCCUUCGCUGGUGCUGGCCCUCGCCAUGACCAACUCGGGCCACGGGCACCACUCCGACACCGUGGCCCAAACCGCGAUUUCCCUGCUUGGGUGUGGCAUGGACAUGAGACUUCGGGCGGAUGGUUCGCCGGCGUUAAUGUCAGCUGAGUCUUUGGUGAUGGAGCCGCAGCAGCUCAGCCUGGGAGACAUCUGUGCCUUUCCAGGUGCAAACGCGCUGUCCGUGAUGCGGCAGUAUGCCACCCUCAAGCAGCAGGUAGACGAACUCUUCUGGGAGCUGACCGAGAAGCAGGGCUGGCUCACCCCUUACAAUGUGCGCCACGGCUUUUCAAGCCCCUGGAGAGUCGCCGAAGGACUUGCGAAGCAGCCAUUCUUGAUGUCCAACCUGGAGGCCCUGCGCAACUCUAGCCAGAAGGUGCUGAGCCAGUACCUGGACUCGAGUUCUGUGCGCGAAUGGGUGGAACAACGCAUCCAGCCCCUUUUCCUCAAGCUGAACGGUCUGCAGAGGGACGCGCAGUCCCUGAUGGCGCGCACCCACUGGCCCAGAAGACCCCUCGAUUAGACAAAAUGUAUGACGCGCGCGUGAAUAUGAGCUUUUUGCGUUUGACCGGCCGGCGUGUGCAUGAGCGUGUUUUGAGAUUAUUCUCGCUGUCCACCUCUGAUCUCUCUCUUUUAUUUUUAUUUAGUCGUACCGUAUAAAUAAGUCCGACUGUGUAUUUUCGUCUGGCGGACACUCUCGACUUUGAUAAAUACUCUGGCGAGGCAAUUAUUUUUACCUGCACACAAACACUAUAAUACUUGUACAACAGUAGUAAUUCUCACUUGCUUUAGUUUGCUGAUCUCUCUGUCGCAACCAAAAGAUUUUGAGUUUUUUUGCCGAUUCCCAAAACGCCGGCUCGGAUGAUUUUCAAGUUUAUGUGCAUAUGUCGAUUAUGACAAGACAAAAAGCAGACUAUACGACGAUCGAUUCUCCGCAUUCUCUCAGGAUGACUUUGUAUUCCACGACAAAUAUAAGUGCUGAUUAUUACAUUUAAAUAAAUCUUCGUGUUUUUAAAUGUUCAAAAAUAAUUGUAAAUUUUGUAUUAAAAGCCUAUAAAUUAUUUAAAAAAUCAUGGUAAUAAAGGAAAAAAAUUGCGUUAUGUA
Molecule: messenger RNA, 2525 nt
Organism: Cloeon dipterum
Lineage: Eukaryota; Metazoa; Arthropoda; Insecta; Ephemeroptera; Baetidae
Product: hexosaminidase D-like
Exons: 8
Coding region: 160-1944 (594 amino acids)
Biological process (GO): carbohydrate metabolic process
Molecular function (GO): hexosaminidase activity
Source: RefSeq, a predicted model, not a curated record